This is a messenger RNA of Rosa rugosa (rugosa rose), 1980 nucleotides long. Its product is annotated as SKP1-like protein 21. Bases 447 to 1484 code for a protein of 345 amino acids. Gene Ontology annotation, molecular function: cullin family protein binding. The record is from RefSeq and is a predicted model, not a curated record. NCBI's taxonomy places the organism in Eukaryota, Viridiplantae, Streptophyta, Magnoliopsida, Rosales, Rosaceae. Gene Ontology annotation, biological process: SCF-dependent proteasomal ubiquitin-dependent protein catabolic process. Gene Ontology annotation, cellular component: cytoplasm; nucleus. The transcript has 10 exons.
CAGGCUUGAAAUCGUGAUAGACAAAAAACACAGAGAGACAAAACAGAAACACCAUUUCAGAAACCCUAGAAAACUCUCUUCCAGACUGGCAUCAAUCCACGCCCAAUUUUUAACCCUAACCAUUUCAAAUUUCCCUGCAUUUUUGGUCGCAAUCAAGGCAUAUCAACUCCUGUUGCUCCCGCCUCUUGCUGUGCUGUAGCUUAAAAUACAGGAAAAAGAAUUGAGAAAGUCCUCUGGAUAAGAAUGCUAAUACACAUUUUAUUGGGAUUCAAGAUCGUGUCAUUUUGGGAAGCACUGAUAAACAGUGUGUACUUGCUUAACAAAGUUAAGCUUUUGAAUAAGGAAAAGGUUGCAUUUUCCGUGUAACUUCAUCAUUUUUGGAAUUUGAGGUGCAAACUUGUUGGCGUUUCACAUAUCCUGAAGUUUAGUUGCAGUAUCACUGUUAAAUGUCAGAAGCUGUCAUGGCGGUAGUCAAACCUGAGAUGAAGUCUUACAUCUGGCUACAAACUGCUGAUGGGUCAAUCCAACAAGUAGAAGAAGAGGUUGCUAUGUUUUGUCCCAUGAUCUGUCGAGAAAUACUUCAGACAGGCAUGGGAUCGUCCAAAAACUAUGCUAUAUCACUUCCUCAACGAGUUAACCCUGCCGUUUUGGGGUUAAUACUUGACUACUGCCGGUUUCAUCAAGUACCAGGUCGCUCUAAUAAGGAACGCAAAACUUUUGAUGAGAAAUUUAUUCGGAUGGAUACAAAGAAGUUAUGCGAGUUGACAUCAGCUGCUGACAGCCUACAAUUGAAGCCUUUGGUUGAUCUCACCAGCCGAGCACUUGCACGAAUUAUUGAAGGAAAAACUCCUGAAGAGAUACGGGAGACAUUUCAUUUACCUGAUGAUCUCACAGAGGAGGAGAAGUUGGAACCUCUGAGAAACAUAACCGAUGAUCCACGUAUCCGGCUUCUUAAUCGUCUAUAUGCAAGAAAGAGGAAAGAAUUGAAAGAGAGAGAGAAACUGAAGAAUGUUGAGGCGGAGGAGGAGCGUGUUGAUCAGCGUUCCGUCGAUGAUCUCUUGACAUUUAUCAAUGGUGGAAAUGGAGAUUCAAAGGGAGUUAAAACCAAUAAGAAUAAGAAGAAAAAUCGAAGAAGAAAAGAUCCACCAAAAGAUUCUUCAAAUAAUGUCAAUGGAAACCAUAAUAAGGAAUCAGAAGCUCUUUCUUCUGCUUUCCACAAUGAAUCCCGACCUUCUAGCUCUUGCAACUUGCAAGAUUGUACAGCUAUUGAGUUUGAUGAUGGUGAUGUUGACGAUGAUUUAGAUCCUGCCAUGAAGGAGCAGCUUGACAGGGAAGUGGAGGAUUUUGCACGAAGAUUAAAUUCAGAUUGGCCAGAAAGGAUGCAGGAAAUUUUAUCCUUAGGCCAAGAAAGGAGACUUGCACCAAUAAAUAUUAAUGGAAAUGGUUCUGCACGUAGAUAUACAACAGGUUUGGAUCAGAGAUAAUGGUUCUAUGAUAACUGUAUUACCUAAUUGGAAUGUCAAGCAGCUAGAGCGAUUGGAACAGAUGUGACCAUGGGAUUUGCUGCUGCAGAAACUAGAAGAGUGAUCACUGUUUUUGGUGUUGAGAGCAUGUGAGUAUAUUUGUUUGUUUUUCCAUCACCAAAUGCAAUUUUCAUUCUGUGGGCAUCUUUGUAUGUUGAAGGAGAGAAAGAACAAGGUGUUUAAAUCAAAAGGAAAAAAGAACUUGGAGCCUUCAAUAGGCGCAUAAUUUUCUCAUUCUCUUGAGCUUCUUCUCUUUUUGUGGAUGUUUUAACCUUCAGCCAUCACCACUGGCCGUCUCUUGUAUAUUCUUGACUUGAUGCUCGAUUUACAAAUGUUCCUUUUCAUUUUCGUUUAAAGGCCCCAUUUGGCUUUAGAAAGUCUUACGAGAAGUUGUAAGUGCUUAGUUUACACUGUUUAUGUAAUGAAAUUGGAAUGAGAAGCAAGUUAUUUUCUCUCA